Molecule: messenger RNA, 1581 nt
Organism: Penicillium angulare
Lineage: Eukaryota; Fungi; Ascomycota; Eurotiomycetes; Eurotiales; Aspergillaceae
Product: beclin 1
Exons: 2
Coding region: 1-1581 (526 amino acids)
Biological process (GO): late endosome to vacuole transport; cellular response to nitrogen starvation; autophagosome assembly
Cellular component (GO): phagophore assembly site; phosphatidylinositol 3-kinase complex, class III, type II; phosphatidylinositol 3-kinase complex, class III, type I
Source: RefSeq, a predicted model, not a curated record
AUGUAUUGCCAAAAAUGCAGGACACCGUUAAAGCUAGACAAUUCUCUCGAACAGCUCAACCCAGCGGCGUUUGAGCUACUCACCAACUCCACAGGCAGAACACUACCUGGACAUGGCACUGGAUCGCCCGCAACCAAAAUAACCUACCCUUCGGACCGCCGGGAACUCUACGAUCGCGCCUCCACGAAUGCUACAACGCCGGUUUAUAGGAGGUCGAUUCCUGGCCCCCGAUCGGGGAACCAUGGCCAUCCACCGGGCUUACCUCGAGGCGACAGCGGAAAUAUGUCGUUCGUGAUGCUUACAGAAUCGCAAUUUGUACCUCCCCCCGUGGAGAGCCUACCGACUCGUCCCAAACAAAACAUUACCGGACAGAGUCAGGAGAAUACUCAGGAUGAAGGGUCAUAUUCCAGCCAAAUCGAACGAACUACUCGGCUUUUUGAAAUCGUUUCAGCACGCUCGGAUAUCGACCACCCGAUCUGUGUAGAAUGUACGGAUAUGCUGGUAGAAGCGAUGCAGAAACGGCUCGCAGGAGCUACUAAGGAGCGUGAUGCCUAUAUCUCUUUCCUAAGAAGCCUGAAUUCGACAGUCCCAACAACGGAGGAACUAGAAGCAGCAGAUAAAAGUUUGAAAGAAAGCCUUGAAGCUGAAAAAGAGGCAUUCGCAGAACUAGAGGCCUUGGAGCGAGAAAAGUCCGAUCUAGACAAAGAAAUCGCUGGUCUGGAAGAAGAAUCACAACAACUUGACGAGGAAGAACAAGCGUUUUGGAGAGCUCGUAACGGCUUUACUCUGACAUUAGCAGAAUUUCAAACCGAACGAGACGCAUUGAAUAUGCGCUACGACCACGACUCGCAGCAGCUAGAACGGCUGCAACGGACAAAUGUCUACAAUGACGCGUUUUGCAUCGGCCAUGAUGGAUAUUUUGGGACGAUCAACGGCUUGCGGCUAGGCCGUCUAGCUAAUCCUUCGGUCGAGUGGCCCGAAAUCAACGCGGCUUGGGGUCAGACCUGUCUACUCUUAGCUACGAUUGCAGAGCGCCUUGGGUUUCAAUUUCAGGGUUAUCGGCUGAAACCUCUUGGGUCCACCUCUCGGAUCGACAAGAUCGAGUAUCCCGUUCAUUCAGGUAGGCAGGCUCCGACUGAACGAGCGCAGCCCAAGAUUGAACAGUAUGACCUAUUCUCGUCUGGAGAUCUACCUCUCAAUCUCCCCUGGCUGCACCGUCGCUUUGAUUCGGGCAUGGUGGCGUUCUUAGAGUGUCUGCGCCAGCUGGGGCAGUUCGUCGAAUCAACCCCUGCUCCAGUCGCAUCGCCUCGCCGGGGCCAGACUGGGGCCACAGCCCCAGGACUAAGGCUGCCCUAUGAAAUCCAGCGAGAUCGUAUUGGUGACGCCAGUAUCAAGCUUGGAUUUAAUCAGAAUGAUGAAACCUGGACUCGUGCCUGCAAAUAUACACUGACGUGCUGCAAGUUCUUGUUGGCACAUGCAAGCAAUGUUGCCAGCGCAGGAUCCAAUAAUUCUGCUGUGGCAGCUGCAGCUGUGGCAGCUGCUGAUCAGGCUCGGCAGACCCCCGCCAAAAAUCAACCCUGA